UUCAGUAACUAAAAUAAUUCUUAUUCUGUCAGUAAAAAAGAAAUUAUAUUGAAGAUGCUGCUUUGGCACAGCGCCACUCACUAGACCAAGUGUCAAAUAGCUACAUGAAAGAGUGUGGUUCUAUGCUCUUGAAGAGUCAUGACUGUAUAACCAAUUUAUCUCCAACUUCAAGAACAGGUAGUCAUGGAACUUUAUGGUUGUGGGAUUUAAGAAAAUCUUGUGCUUCUCCUGCCUGUUUCUUUAUUUCAUGGGAAAAAAAAAAAUACGAAAAAAAAUAAAGCUCUCAGUUGGCUGAAGACUAACUAGGAGGUUCUGCUGGGUAAAGCUUGAGGUCUGUCAGUUUUAAGUAUACUCAGGUAGAAUAUUGAUACUGAACUGUCUCUCACACCUGAGCAAUUAGGAGGCAAGAACUAUGAAAGCUGUGUCUUUGCAUUCAGAAAGGAUUUGAGAAUCACAGAAAAAUUGAGGUUUGAAGGGAUGUCUGGAUGUCACCUGGUCCUAUUCACCUGCUCAAGCAGAGAACAAGAGCACUAAAAAAACCAGAACGAACCUUAAGGAGAAAAAGACCACGCUGGCUUCUCUAAAAGCAAUCAUUAUAAGGUGACUCUUGCAACAUAGUACUUUAGAUAACCAAAAUACUGAGAUACAUAUGAUUUUUUUCAUAUAACAACAUAAAAAUGUUUUGUGCUUGAGAAGUUAAACAUCUUCUUAAGCUUUGUAUGCACAUUUAAAUCAUUGAUUUCUUACAUAUCAUCCUCCCAAGCUGAAAAGAUCUUCUGUAUCAAUUCUCCGCAGUUGCAUUUAACACCCAUGUUAUCUCAUCUCUCUCUUUGAGGCUCUGCAGCACAGCAGUCUGUAAUAUUUUGCUCCUUUUUACUGCACACAGGUAGCAGACGCAGCAUUUGUGAACAGGGAAGUGCCUGGCUCAAAAACACAAGUCUGAAAAAGUUGAGGGAGAAGGAAGGAGAUGCCUUAUCUGUCAGACACACAGCCUGCUGGUAGCUCACACACUCAUUUUUUUCAGUGGAUCAGCCAGGCUUCCAGCCUCCUCCUGUGUUUAAAGUAUGGUACACGCAUCUGUUUCAGCAGAGACACAGUUUCCGUUUGUUCUGUUUAUUUACAUGAUGUUUAGAAAAUGUAAAUGUUUGUAAACAUUCAUGCGUAUUUUGUAAAACUGUAUCUUUUAAACACAUUUAUAAACACCGCUGUACAUCACGGACUGCGCCCUAACGUAGCGGCUGCCGCGAGAAGCGAGCAGUGACCCCCACUGCUUCCCUGCAGCCGCGGCCUCAGAAGAGUCAACGGCUCCCGGAGGGGCGGGGCCUGGCCUCCUGUUAUUCCUCCUGCGGGCGUCCGCCGCUCGCCUGGUCCGGCUGCCUCGCGAGGCUUCUUGGGAGUUGAAGUUCUCUGUUCUUCCUUCCCCAAGGCCGAACUGCAACUCGAGGACUACGUAUCCCAUAGCAGCCUCGCGGGCUGCUCAGGCUCCCGGAAGGCGGCUCUGCCCGCCGGUAUCAAGGCGGCUAGUUCAAGUUGCCAUAGCGGCGAGGUUUCAAGAUACUGAUGGCAGAUUCAUCCAGUGAUUCAGACAACUUUUUUAGGGCUCAAAUAGGAAGAUGGCCACCUUUGAGGAGGGCAUCCCAGAACAGAGCUUGGAACAAUGGUGCUGAAGAAGUUACAGAAAAGAUUCAUACGUUAGCAAGCACUUUACAGGAUACCAACAGAAACCUGAGACACGUUGAUCACUUGCUGGGGCAAUACAGAGAAUACAACAAGGAACAAACAGAAGCAAUAGCAACUUUAAAAGAAACGUUGGAACAGUCUAUAGGUCAGUUAAAGAGUCAACGACUAACCCGAAAUUCUGGAAUGAGAAGUGCUUCUCUCUCAAGUUUAUACCCUAGUGAUUUGGAUGGAGAAACUGUGUCAGGGAUCAACCACUUUGUACCUACUUCUCCUCUCAGGGAUUAUGGAGACUCACAGGGCAAUAGACAUCGAAGGUCUAGAUCUGCAAGCGUUCGAUUUGUCAAUGAGACUGAUAAUUUGAAUCAGCUGCAUUCUUUCCACCAGUCUCUUCGCGAUAUCAGUAGUGAACAAGUUCGUCUCGGAGAUGACAUCAGUCGGGAGCUUUCAAGAAGAGAUAGGGCUGAUGCAGAAAUGAGAGAGACUCUAGCGGCAUUGUCUGAAAAGCUCUUGGAGUCCCAAAAACAAGAAACGGUAUCAGCACGUGUAGAGAGAAGACUUCAGGAGAUAGAACAAGAAAUGCGUGCUGAAAGACAGCUUGUAGAAAGGCGCCAGGACCAACUGGGACAGAUGUCUGUUCAAUUACAAGAGGCUUUAAAGAAGCAGAAUGCAAAAGCAAUGGAAACAGAAGAACUUGUGAAAAAUAAAGUUGUGAAAUAUGAAAGUGAAAAGAAACAACUUGAGCAAGAAUUGGAGAAGUCCCAGAAAAAGCUGAAUCAAUCAGAAAGCAAUAGAGAAGCUCUUUUGCAUCAGAUUGAAGAACUUCGUUCCCAACUUUUGAGAGCAGAAGAAGAUCGUGCAGAUUUGCAGCGUCAGAUUUCAAGUGUGGUUAUGCACCAUCAGAGCUCCCAGGAUGUGCGAGAAGAUGAAAGGAGAAUUAGAACAGUAGCUGAAAGAUAUGAGAGAGAAAAGCAAGAACUGGAGAAACAUAUUUUGGAGCUUAAAGCAAAACUGACUCACAACACAGCAAUGUCAGAGGUAGAAGAGCUAAAGAGAUGCAUAGAGCAUAAGGACAAGGAGAAAGCACAGCUUGUAUUGCACAUAGAGGCGUUAACAUCUGACCUGGAAAACAGGAAGAAGCAGCAGCAAAAAAUGCUAGACCAGCUAAAAGAGAUAGAGAGUUGCUACAAGGCUAGUGAGAAUGGACGUAGGCAAACAGAACUCCAGUCUGCUGAAUUAGCUCAUCAAGUUGAAGAGAGUACCAAGGAAGCAGAACGGUACCUUACUGAAUUCAAGCAUUCAGAGGCACUCAGGCUGGAAACCGAGAAAAGAAGAGAAGAUUUGAAGGUGAGAGCACAGGAAAGCAUCCGACAAUGGAAACUGAAGUGUAAGAAACUGGAUCGUGAGAUGGAAAAACAAAAUGAAGCUAUAAGUGAACUGAUGGAUAAAAAUAAUCAGGUCCUCAAGGAAAAAGAUGACCUCAGAAAUCAACUUCUCUCUGCUAUACACCAAAUAGAAAACCUUCAGAAAGAGUUGAAUGAUGUGCUUACAAAAAGAGCCCAGCAGGAAGAACAACUUCACUGCAAAGAGGUAAAACUAAAUGAAAUGAAGUCUCAACAAAUAUCUCUGGAAGAAGAGAUAAAAGAAGUUCGAGGUACUGUAAAUAAAUUAGAGAAUGAGUUGAAAAAGCAAAUCUUUCUACAAAAUCAGAUGCAAGCUGAAAAGGAACAUUUGGAACAAGAACUUGCAAGUAGUAACUCAAUUCAUGAAAAAGACCGGGAAAGACUCUUAGAAAUGCAAGCAGAUGUAAAAAAUCUGAGUGCUGUGCGUGUGGAGCUUACAAACAGAAUAGCAGAAGAAGAAAAAAUCAAAAAGGAAUUACGUAAGAGCCUCUCAGAACUCCAGAAGCAUCAGGAAUCUAAGCAUGAAGAGAUGACUUCAGCUAAUAAACAGUUGAAGAUGGAAAGAGAAGUUCACCAACAGGAGUUAGCAGAUCUUCGAUUAGAAUUACAUAAUGCUAAAAUCAAACAUGAACGAAACAUUCAAGAGCUUACAAAACUCCUUAAACAAGAAAAGGAUGAUGCAGACUCUCAAAUCAGAAUGCUAAAGAUGGAACUUGUAGAACAGAAGAGCAUAGUCAAAACUCAGAGUCAACAACUGGAGAAGAUAAAAAUAGAAUGUGAUAAAUUGACAAAAGAAUUAACCCAGUGUGGAGAAGAAAAUACAGAACUCAAGCAAAAAUUUGAGUUUGUAAAACAAGAACUAGAGAAAAAGGAUAAACAGAUCAGCGAUGAAGAAGAUCAUUUGAGAAGGAUGGACAAGGCAAGACUGCAAUUUAAGGUUCAGCUGCAUCAUUUAGAAAUGGAAAAGGAAUCCAUUCUCACCAUGAUAGGAACUGAAAUUGAUGCUGCUUGUGAGAUUUUUUCUCGGGAUUCUAUGGAGAAAUUCAAAGCAAUAUCACUUACACCGACAGUGCUGAAUGAUCCUCAUCGCUGGUUAGCAGAGACAAAGACUAAGCUGCAGUGGCUGCGCGAGGAGGUGAAGGAGAGAGAAAGUAAAGAAAAAAAGCUGCGACGCUACUUGCUUCAGAGCCAACAACAUCUCAAGCACUUUACACAGCUGAAGGAGUCUGAACAUCAGUCUCUCUUCAAAAAGAUAAAAAAGCAAGAACAACUUUUGGAAGAAGUUCACAGAGAGAGGAGAGGUACACUGCUAGUUGUCUUUUUGUUAAAAGGAUGACAGAUUUAAGAAAGGUACCAGUUAUUAUUCCUGUGCAUUCAGAUGUAAUAACUAGUUGAUAAAAUACAAACCCUUCUGUAUUGCCAAAUGGAGUAAGACAAGCUUUGAUCCCAAUUGAGUGACGUUAUAUAUAGAAUAUUACAUAUAGUUUUCCUCCUCUUUUGGCUUGUAAUUUUUACUCUGGAGCAUGAUGGGAUUGGUGGUAGCAUCUGCACCAUCGGUGUUUAUUGUGAAAGGAAAACAGUAAUCUAAUUUUACUGAUCACUGCAAAUUUCUGAUGAGGAUGGAUCUCACUAUCUCAAGCCAAGUGCCAGUUUUAAGUCUCAAUUCCAGUACCUGUAGCUUUCUAUUUUAUAGUUUUCUUGGAGAUUGACUUUGAGCAGUAUGCUUUUAGGAGUAGAUAAACAUACUUUCAGCAUGAACUCCUUUCUUGAGGUGAGUGCUUCAUGAAAGUAAGGAGAUCUUAUUCUUUCAUCAUCCUGCUUUUCAUAUACCUGCAAGCUCACUUACACUUCUAAGUUAAUGAAACAUAUUUAUUCAAUGAAGAGUAUUUUAAUAAUAAAACCAGAAUAUCAUAGCAAACUCAGAACAUAAAUUUUGUACAGUACACCUUUGUUUUCAUCUUCAAAAAUGGUUUAUUUCACUGCCAGAAUACUUUGGUAGUUAUGAAGAAUGUAAAAGUUGAUCUUUGUUAUACCAAGACUUAGGUGAAAUGUAAAAUUCUGCAAAAGCAGUCUUGGUCAAUAAUAAUCCAUAUAUUGCUGAGUUGAGUUCGUAGAUUUUAUAGACACUUCCUCAUUUCUGAAGGUUUUUCUAAAGAUAUUUGUUAUUUACUGUCAUGACUGCUUUUGAAAGAGAACUCCAUGUCUUCAUUUUUAUCAGGAACCUGGAAAAUUAACUAGAAAUUGUAUGCAUAUUCAUACAUCAUGGAUCUUGGAAACACCAGAAUCAACCAUUAAGAAUGCAUGCUCCCAUAGGAAGUUCAGGAAAGAACUUAUCACUCUCUACAACCACAUGACAGAAAGUUAUAGCAAAGUGGAAUUCAGCCUUGAGGUCAUUCACUCUAGUUUUCUUGCUAGUUACAAAACAGAAGAGGCCAAAUCCCACCUUGUCACAACCUCCUUUAAGGUAGUUGUAGAGAACAGUAAGGUCUACCCGAAGCCUCCUCUUCUCUAGACUAAACAAUUCCAGUUCCCUCAGCUGCUCCUCAUAAGGCUUGUGCUACAGAACCCUCACCAGCUUUGUUGCCUUCGUUAUCUCAAGGCCUGUGCUGAACAUUUAGAGAAUACUAAAUAUUUCAUGUGUGUGCGUGUGUAUACUUGCUCUCCUUUUCUAAGGUACUAUCCCAGCAGAGGUGCAAGUCUCAUAAGGAAUCAGAAAAAUGUGGAUAGUUUGGAGCUAGGAGGAAAAUGAUUAAAGAGGAAAAUGAUUAAAGAAAAAAAGAGGUGGUCUCCAUAAAGAAAAAGAAUGCAAACAGCGAACCCAAUGCCUGAGAAAACAUGCUAAUUGACACAGGUUUCUGGGAUUAGAAUUUCCAUAUUGGAAAAGAUUCUUUUUUUCUUGUUUUCUUUUAAAACUUUGUUCUGGCCUUUAGUCAGAACUCAGUA
Messenger RNA from Phasianus colchicus (ring-necked pheasant), 6023 nucleotides. RefSeq names its product centrosomal protein 128 (gene CEP128). Lineage: Eukaryota; Metazoa; Chordata; Aves; Galliformes; Phasianidae. The record is from RefSeq and is a predicted model, not a curated record. Gene Ontology annotation, cellular component: spindle pole; centriole.